CGCGACACGACCGAUCAUCAACCCUCGAUAACACCACGACGAUCACGGCGUAAUACCCCCCAAUAUGAGAAGCCAGGCCUGCGAACCAUGUGCGAAACGCAAAGUCAAGUGCGACAGGGCAGAACCCCCAUGCUCCAAUUGUAAGCGUCGCAAGGGUGAUGUUUGCACUUACCCUGAAGUCUCGCCUUUCGAGAGGAUUAGAAAAUUGGAGGAGGCGGUGAGAGCACUGGGUGGUGAUCCGUUGUCUGAUACACCUGAGAGAUUGAGGGGACAGAGUGUGAAGAACAGUCCGAGGGAGGGGAGUCAUGCUGUAACGCCGAUUAUUGUACAGGAGGAGGGGAAGUCUGUUUAUCACGAGUCAGAGGGUUGGCAUACUUGGAUCGACGUAUCGCGCCUUUACAAAGGUUCCAAACCAAAAACUAACGCUUCGGACCCCCGAGGUUCAGCCCUAUCACCAGGGAAGCAUCUCCCGCACGCCUUCCACGGCUCACCAUGGCGAGAUAACACCAUCCUCUCGGAGAAACUCGACUUUUGCCCGAUACCCCAAGAAGAAGCUCUCCAGCUCUGGGACUUCUUCAUGGAGCGAGUCGAGCCUAUUGUCAAGAUAAGCUUCAGCUGGACUCUUUCUCAUCUUAGAGCCGCUUUGACGGAUGUUGAGAAGUGGAGGAGCCUUGACAAUGGAGACCAUGUGCUCAUACUGUCAACUUGUUUAUUCGGCGCUACGAGUCUGACGAACACCGAGUGCUUGGAUCUGUUCGGUCGCACGAAAGCAUCUCUUACCAAUGAAUGUCGCGUUCAGUGUGACAUGGCGUUCUCAAGGAUAAGUCUGCUUGCUAUUGACACCAUCUCAACACUGAAAGCCAUGUGUCUGUACAUCAAAGCAAAUGUCGACGUGCUCACGUCCCGCAGCAUGUGGACUUUAAUGGGUCUGAUCUCCCGAAGCGCAGAGCAACUCGGUAUGCACCGCGACGGCACGGUACUAGGUCUUUCGCCCAUCGAAACAGAAGAACGUCGUCGAGUCUGGUGGCAGCUUCAACAUCUAGAUCUUAUUCUUUCACUGAAAAAUAACGUUACUCCAUUGUCAUUUGGAACAGGCUGGGACGUCAAGCUUCCUCUCAACAUUGAAGACGACGACAUCGAUCCAAGUUCGACAACACCGCCAAAAGAACGAACUGGUCUCACGAGUUUCUCGUAUGCGCUGUUUACAUACUGGAAAAUGGAGAGGCAGCGCAAGUUUCGAAUGACGACAGCAAGCCAAGCCACAGCGAUUGAUACAUCUCUCCUCGGCUGUUUGGCUGACUCCGUCAUUGACGACCUUGAGGCUGGCCUCAACGAAAACUUUCUGCAGUAUUGUGAUCCAAUCAACCCGUUGCACACGAUACUACAGAUCUCUGCACGGGCUGUUGUCAACGUCUUACGGCUGAGAAAGCUGCAUGAGGCUCGUAUGCGAUCUCAGAAUAGUGAUGACCCAUGUCAUGUUGAGCACUUUAAUGCUUGUAUGCAGGGCAUGGGGUAUAUCGUCGUCUCACAUUCAAAUAUCCAGCUGAAGCCAUUUAUGUGGCUUGUCGAGAGCUCAUUUCUCUGGUAUGCUUUCAUUGGAAUCUUGGUCGACAUGUCGAACUUGAAAGAUGUCACCCUUAUAAAAUCAGCCUGGACGCUACUCUCUCAGCUCUACGCUGUAGCAGAUCAUAUAUCUGAUCUUGAAGACGACAGGAGAAAGUCACAUGCUGCGAGAUCAGUAGUUGCAACAUGGUAUGAGUGCAGCCAGAAACCAGGUCUGGCUGGUAUGCAGAAGCCAGGGUUUGUAUCGAAGCUUGAGAAGGACUUGGCAGACUUGGAAAGUAAGAUAAAUGAAGACAAUGGAGGCCAAAUCAGUGUCGUACAGGAGGUCUGGCAAACCCAACCUGUAGAGACCGAACUACAGCCGUUUGGGUUUGAGUUCACGGACAUUGACUGGGCGUUUUGGGACAGUAUUAGUUAGACCCCCUUUGCUGUGUAUAUGCCACUUGCAAAGUUUGAGGUCAGAGUGUCAAGAUGCGCUGGGGUAAAAAGAAAAUCGAGGGAGUUUAAAGAGUGUGUAUAAGCAAAGCAACAGAGUCUAGUCAGGGAACCAUAUGCCAGAAUUUUUACAUCCCAAGUUGGAAUUUAGCAAGGAAGGUAAGAAUACAAGAGAAUGGGCA
Fusarium verticillioides 7600 is the source of this 2180-nucleotide messenger RNA. RefSeq lists its product as hypothetical. The transcript is spliced from 4 exons. Bases 65 to 1981 code for a protein of 638 amino acids. Gene Ontology annotation, molecular function: zinc ion binding; DNA binding; DNA-binding transcription factor activity, RNA polymerase II-specific. Gene Ontology annotation, biological process: regulation of DNA-templated transcription; DNA-templated transcription. Lineage: Eukaryota; Fungi; Ascomycota; Sordariomycetes; Hypocreales; Nectriaceae. The record is from RefSeq and is a predicted model, not a curated record.